This is a messenger RNA of Aspergillus luchuensis, 594 nucleotides long. RefSeq lists its product as uncharacterized. The coding region runs from base 1 to 594 and encodes 197 amino acids. The record is from RefSeq and is a predicted model, not a curated record. Lineage: Eukaryota; Fungi; Ascomycota; Eurotiomycetes; Eurotiales; Aspergillaceae. The transcript has a single exon.
AUGUUGAAGGAGACCGACCCCAAACCGGCACCGUCGUGUGUGCUGCGCAAAGGACUACACACGGCAUGGACGCAAUGCCUGUCCGCGGAGGAAGGAAAUGGCCAGAAUAGAACAGGCUCGACAGAAUCGACCUGUCUUCUACCACGAAACAGACGAUUCCGGGAGGUCGAUAGUGGCGCCAGUAUGAGAACUCAGGAGCAUGCCACGACGCGUUCAACAAGCCCGAUUGGAACACAAGACAACACCAGCAUGCCAGGGAGCUCACAGACGAGCAUUGCCUCCAGCCAACCGCGCCCAUACGAUCUGAGGAAAGCCAUCCAGCCAUCCACGCGGUUAGCUGGACAGGAGUGGCAGACGGCGCAUAAGAGACGACGCACUGUCGCGCGACGUAUUCUCGCCGAAAGUCCCGCGAAUACCAGAAGAGUGGAGGUGACGACGCAACCAGAUAACCCAACUCCAGGGGAAAACACGCAGCCGAUCUCAAACUUCUUUGAAGCACGCCUCCCAGUCAAUAAUGAAAAGGCAAACCACAUUAUCAAUACUACAGCACAAUGUCAUGAAGUCACUCGACAAGGUGAUGGCGACCCCGUGUAG